AUGCCCUCUCACGAAAAUGAAUACGAGAUAAAUAACCAUUCCUCUGCCGCGCGCUCUCAUGCCGAUUUUCCGUGGCACCCCUUGCAGUCUCGUAUUCAAGAUGUCAUCGCCCCAGGCAGACUCAUAAUCGUCGGUGACGUACACGGCCAUUUGCCCGAACUGAAGAAAUUACUGGAAAAAGUCGCGUAUAGCAAGUCCGAUGGAGAUAAACUCAUUUUCGUCGGGGACUUGAUCAACAAGGGGCCUGAUAGCCCGGGUGUUGUCCAGUUGGCGAUGGAGCUCGGGGCGAGUGCGAUAAGAGGGAAUAAUGAGGACAGGGUGCUUGCUGCGCAUACUGCUAUCAAAAGGGGGGAGGAUACGAAGCUUAUUGAACGGUCAAAGAGGCUGGCGCUCGAAGCGGAAAAGGAGAAGGAGGUCACAAAUGGCGAGCUGGCCCCAUCAGAGUCGAAGGAGGAUUUGAAGUCAAUAUCACCGGAGGACCUCAAGCCUUACAGUUCGGAAAGUGACUUUACAACUGCCGCCAAUCUUACCGACAAGCAGAUUUCCUGGCUGGCAUCGCAGCCGCUGAUUCUGCGUAUCAAGCUUCGAAAGGGAGCGACCUCACCGCCCUGGAACUCUGGGACUCUACUUGUCGCACAUGGCGGCCUGGUUCCCUUACUUCCACUGGAAGAGCAAGAUCCAUGGGCUGUCAUGAAUAUGCGAGGAUUGGUGUACAAAGACCCAGAAGCUACUGUUACUGAGCCCAUUCGAGCAGGUCUACUCAAGGGAGCCAAGAGUCGGACGAGACGAUACGCGGCAUAUCACGAUGCCACUGAUGCCGAUAUAAGAAGCGAGUUGGCGAAAUGGGUAGAUGUCGUUAAUGGCGGCGAAGGCUUCAGUGGUCAGUAUAAAGAGGGCGUUGUUGGAUUUCCUCUCGAGACCCGAGAAGGCGACUGGUGGAUUGAUGCUUGGAAUCGAUGGCAGAGCUCGAUCGAGGAUCCCGAGAAACGUAGCAUUGUCGUCUAUGGCCAUGAUGCAAGAGUUGGAAUACAGGUUGGCGCAGACUUGCCCGAGGUUCCAAGAUAUACCUUUGGUCUAGAUUCUGGCUGUGUAUACGGGAAGAGCUUGACGGCUAUUGUCAUUGAUGAGAAGGAGGAUGGUAAGGGACUGUCGCAUUCGAUAGUCCAGGCUGAUGCGAUCAAGGAGGAUGAAGAAAAACACGGAGAGGCGGUUUGA
This is a messenger RNA of Fusarium fujikuroi IMI 58289, 1215 nucleotides long. RefSeq lists its product as uncharacterized. The record is from RefSeq and is a predicted model, not a curated record. Gene Ontology annotation, biological process: polyphosphate catabolic process. The transcript has a single exon. The coding region runs from base 1 to 1215 and encodes 404 amino acids. Gene Ontology annotation, molecular function: phosphatase activity; endopolyphosphatase activity. Gene Ontology annotation, cellular component: cytoplasm. NCBI's taxonomy places the organism in Eukaryota, Fungi, Ascomycota, Sordariomycetes, Hypocreales, Nectriaceae.